Molecule: messenger RNA, 8057 nt
Organism: Anopheles merus
Lineage: Eukaryota; Metazoa; Arthropoda; Insecta; Diptera; Culicidae
Gene: Pde8
Product: high affinity cAMP-specific and IBMX-insensitive 3',5'-cyclic phosphodiesterase 8
Exons: 20
Coding region: 1095-4046 (983 amino acids)
Biological process (GO): positive regulation of ERK1 and ERK2 cascade; signal transduction; regulation of DNA-templated transcription
Molecular function (GO): 3',5'-cyclic-nucleotide phosphodiesterase activity
Source: RefSeq, a predicted model, not a curated record
GAUUCUACUUUUAGAAGGAACGCAUCUCGAGGAACGCAAACAAAAAAUGCAUCGCUACAGUGGCUGUGUGUGAGACAGUGGGUGAAGUAAGUGGAUGAAAGGGAGUAACUAAUUGUUCGCCUUUUCGCGUGUACGUGUGUGCUGCAUUUCGAUCACAUUCCUGUGCGUUUCACUCCACCGAGAAGGCGUUGUGCGAGAUCGCGGCGAUCGGAAGGGAGGCUGCCAAACACCUGCUGGAAUGCACCAAGAGCGCAAAAAUCAACGCAGUGACUUAACGAUACAUAUUACCUCAGCUGCUGCCAUUUUGCAGCUACAUCGUGAUUAGAGGCGCUUGUGAGUGUGUGUGUGUGUGUGUGGUGGUGUGCGCCAGCUUGUAAGAGAGUGAAAGUGAGUGAUAAAAAUAUGAAGCUAGGCGGCGGAUAUUAAGAAAACGUCCGUGGAAUCUGUUCCGUCGUUCCUUAAACCGCCCGGCCCGCCUCAAUCCAGCCGCUCUUCUACGGGGUUUUUUGGGGCGUGCGUUAAUGAAUAAAUGAUGAGCGACAUCCGGUCGCAGGAUUCAUCAUCAUCACCUGCCAGCUAGCCCGCUGUACCACACCCAUCGAUUGCUCAUCUCGCAGCGUAGCAAGCAAGCGACGAACGCCGCCAAAAUGGUUGCAGGCAUCUCUCGAGCCUUGGCGAAGAUUCAAACCCCGGUCGGUCGCGUGUGUUUGGGCAGGCUUCGAGCUCAGUAAGCAUCAAGAGUGAGUGACGAAAAUGCGAAUUGUGUCCCGAAGGUGUGUCCCUGCUGCUCCCUUACCCAGCGUGCCAGCAUGUCCUGAAGCCGUUUCGCCUGCCCAUGGUUGAAAGGGGAGCGUCUCUGUAGCUGGUGUGACGCCUUUUCCGCGGAAAAAAAAUCACACCGUGGUGCUUGAUUUUAAGAAGCCUCGCUACUAGUGUGAGUGUUUUGUGAGUAGUUCUUGUAUGUAUUGUUGUAGCUGACAUUUCAGAAGUGAAUUCCGGUCCGCCGAUUGAAGGGGAAAGUGCAGUGUAGUGGUGUGGUGUGUAGUGGGCGAAAAGGUCCUUCCGUAUCCAUCCGGCUUGCUUGCCGCGGGUGCAUGUGGUUCACCGGGUACUGCUGUGGCGUGAAAGGAGCACGCACAGCAGCAGUAGGUCGCAACCACAGCCACGACCACAACAAAGACGACGGCGAAGACUACCACCAGACCGUUAUGGGCUGCACACCGAGCAUCCUUUCGAACGGAAGCAACAAUCAGCAGCAGCAGCAGCAGCAGCAGUCGCGGAAGGAUAGUGGCCUGUACGUCGGCAACGUCACGUCCAGUGGCAAUGGUAGCAACGACACGAGCAGCGCAGCUGCUGCCGCCGCCGGCAACAACAACAAGCUGAGCAACAGCAGCCCGGUCAACCCGACGAUGGUCAAUGCGCCCUACCCGGGCGCGGCCUCGAAGGACGGUGGUACGGAAAAGGAAAGUGCGAAAAAAGAUUCGAUCGUUUCGAUAUCCGCCACGGGGCACAUUACAAGCUUUCCUGUCGUUUCCACCACCGUGCGAAGACCGACCGCUGGAAGUAAGUUGCGCAAUCUUAUCUCGUUUUGCAGUAAGUUUCACCAAUACUCAUCGGCAAGAUUGUGCUGUGGAACCUCCAGCAGCUCAGGCCGGUACGGCCAUCGGAAGUCGUCGCUGGCGUUAACACCAGAAGAGGAACCUCUCGACUCGUGCCCGAGACUAGUGUCGGAUCUGAAGUUUCCCAACCUGCUACCACCGAAUCCUGUGAUUAAGAUUUUGAUUGCCUUCUGCAAGAAUGAUCCCGUGUUCGAAGCGCUGGUCAAUGCCAGCCAUCGGCUCAGCCUGGAGCCAACGUUCGUCAAGUCGGCUGAAAGCGCCAUCGAUGCGUUCCAAAAUCCGAGCUCGGGCGGCCAUCACAUCAUCAUCGUCGAUGCGCGAUACCCGCGCACGAUCGAGGCGGAAGCGCUCGGCAGGUCAAUUCGAAAUUCGAAGGGUAGCCAGCAUACAACAAUGGUUGCGGUAGUGAAAAAGAGUGUAUUUGAAAAGGAUGAUACGGCUGUGAUUUCUCUAUUGGAUGUUGGCUAUAACAGGUGCAUUAUCGAGUCUCCGCAUGUAUCGAUUUGUUCGUCGGAGCUGCGGCAAAUCCAGCACUCGCUCGUCCGACCGCAGAAUGUGAUAUCGACUCAACAGGCACUGUACACGGCGCUCCAUCGAUCGAGAGAAGCGGUCAUCAUUACCGACGACACGCUUCGGGCACAGUAUGCGAACCGGGCCAGCGAACGUGUGCUGAAUAUGAAGCUGGAUGAAAUCGUUGGCAGAUCUCUGAGCGACUUGGUAACGGCCGAUAUUAGUAAUAUUUUAUCUCAUACCAGUAGAUAUAAGGACUACGACGGUUACCUUACCACGCGGAGAAAGUCCCAAGAAUCAUCACAAAUCCAUGUUCGUGCCGUACCUGUCUCGUGCAUCGGAAGGAAUCCCACACACUUAGUCUUAAUCCUAGAAUCAUCAUCCAGCGCGCUCGUGUCCACGAACGCGAUCGGCGAGGCGCUGCAGACGCUGCCCCAGGGCAAGGAGGUGCCGCGCGGCUCGCUCCACUCGAUCCGGCGCGGCAGCUUCGACGUGCGGUCGAUCGCGUCGGACGGGCUGCGGCGGACGAGCCUGGCGAAGCUGUCCUCGCUGCCGCUCGAGGCGCCGAUCACCAAAGUGCUGAGCCUGCUGGCCCAGGUUCAGGAAAACUGUUCGCUCGACGAGGCCAAGCUGCUGGACCGCGUGAUGGAGUUCCUCAAGCGCGAGGGCCUGUACAGCCCCCAGAUGAAGGAAAUACGCACCGAGGACCCGGUCGCUACCGAUCUGAUUGGGGCCCUGCUUACGCAAGGACCAACGAACAUCCUGUCGUCCAGGCGCAGCUCGAACGAUUCCAUCAUACGCGGCGGCGGCCGCCCAUCUACAGGGAGCAUCGUUUUCAACAAAACCAAAGAAUCUUCACAACUGUCCGACCUGCUGCAGACGGCCCUGGACUGGGACUUUGAAAUAUUUAAGCUAGAGGAUCUUACCGAGAAACGUCCAUUAGUGUGUUUAGGAUUAGAACUGUUCCGGCGGUUUGAUGUGUACAAUACGUUCAACUGUGACGAGAUGACGUUCAAGCUGUGGCUCAUCGAGAUGGAGAAGCACUACCACAGCGAGAAUACAUAUCACAACAGCACGCAUGCCGCAGACGUGAUGCAGGCCACCGCAGUUUACCUGCAACAGCUGAGCAACCGGGAGCUGAAGAUUAUGGACCGAAUGGACGAAGCGACCGCCCUGAUUGCCGCCGCAACCCAUGACAUAGACCAUCCGGGCCGUUCGUCCGCCUUCCUGUGCAAUUCGGACAACACGCUGGCCCUGCUGUACAACGACAUCUGCGUGCUGGAGUCACACCACGCGGCAACCACCUUCCGGUUGACCUUAGGUGACGAUAAGAUCAACAUCUUCAAGCAUCUGGACCGGGACAUGUACAAGCUGGCCCGCUCGAUCAUCGUCGACAUGAUACUGGCCACCGAGAUGACGCGACACUUUGAGCAUCUGGCCAAGUUUGUCAGCGUGUUCGGCACGGACGUGGAGUCGAAGGAUCCGCUGCCGCCGGACAACGACGACAACCAGAUACUGGUCCGGCGCAUGCUGAUCAAGUGUGCGGACGUGAGCAAUCCGACCCGCCCGCUCAAGUUCUGCGUCGAGUGGGCCCGCCGCAUCGCGGAGGAGUACUUCAUGCAGACGGACGAGGAGAAGCGCAAGAAUCUGCCGAUCGUGAUGCCAAUGUUUGACCGCACGACCUGCAGCAUCUCCAAGAGCCAGAUCGGUUUCAUCGAGUACAUCAUCCACGACAUGAUGGACGCAUGGAACAGUUUUAUCGAAAUGCCCGAAAUCAUACGCUACAUGGAGUUCAACUAUUCCCAGUGGAAGCUGUUCGAGGAGCAGGGCAUCAACACGCUCAGCGACAUCAAGCGGAAGCAGAUGUCGCUCACCGAGGACACGGCGAGCUCGAUCUCCCUGGAGGAGAAGUUCUAGUAAGCCGGAGAGGCCCUGGGAUGCGGCAUCGUGCAACUUGCUGUGCUUGUUGCUGUGUGGUUGCACGUUUUGGUGUCCGGGCAGUCCGGGCAAACCCAAACCCAAAACCCCAAACAAAAACCCCGCUCGAAGCGAGAUGGUCCCGAAUGACGCCGACGCCCCGGCCGUAAUGUAAUUAUGGAUUAAUCCAAACGCCAAAGGCCCAACAGUGGAGUCCGCUCGACGAGCCACAAUGCGCGAACCCCAGGGUGGGGUGGAUCUUUCUUCCAUGAUUGUAGCAGUAUUGUUUUCAUACCAUCGCCAUUUAGCCCAAACACAUCCCAGCCCAGUACCGCUUCACACUUGGGUUACCACGUCUCUCACAUGGGUGUGUUAGUUGCAAAAGAAAAGAAAAAACACACACACACCACUGGGGAGCGAAAUAGAAACAAAAAACCAAGAGCGAGAGAGAUUCAUUGGUAGCACCGUGCGAGGAAUUGUUGUUCAUCGUAAUAGCACCACCACCACCACUACCACUACCAUCGCCUACUCUAAUGUAUAUCCACGUACAAUCCACAUACACACAUACAUUAAAAAAACACACAAAAAUACACUCGUUUUCUGAGUUUAUCUAGUUUUUUGGGGGGAUUAUUAACACCGCUCUAGCGUAAGAGAAUUGUCCCUUUUUGUUUGUACAUUUGCCACUAAGAUCUACUAACCUAGCGUGUGUUUUGUUUGUUGUUCAGCAGUAGGUUUCAUUUAGCACGUAAGCACACCAAACGGGGUUUAUCCUCGCCCCCCCCCCACCAUCGUACAAUGCGCGUUACAUAUAUAUGUAUAGAUUGCAGGGAUCUGCUGUGUCAGGAUAGCUUAACCCGGAUCCCGAUGUUUUGCUAUUCGACUUAGAUACGUAGCUAGGUCUAGUUGCUCGUUUACGCCAUCAUUUACCAUUGUUCCACUCCAAACGUUGUAAUUUUCGUUUCCAUUUUCGAUUUGGUAGGUCAUCCGCUCGAUUAAUUGCAGGCCGAAUCAAAUGGUGAGAUGGUAUGCGAGCGUGUGCGUGUUUAUGUAGGGUUUUGUGUCGUCUAGUGAAGCAAAUAGGAGAAAGACACACGUAAAAGAGUAAACAUGAAUAGUAGGGAAUUAGGAAAGUCACCCUGUGCGCACAACAACCACCACACAGAGAUUAGGUAGGAAUAUGUCUGCUAUUUUACCUGUCCCUACAUAGGUUUUUUUGUAUUGUUUUGUUUGUAGCAGCAGUAUUUAUUGGACCCCAACGAUCAGAUGGAAUUUAGAAAUCCAUGCAAGCCAUAUUAACUAGUAGCGAAAACAACCACUACUUCUACUCUCCCUAUCGAGCUGUACCACAAUUUCUAAACCCCUGGUUGCAGUUGCGAAAUGGUGGAAAUGGUGGUCAUUUAAAGAAAAAAUCGUGUAGCAAAACAGAGAGAGAUAAUUUAGAGGGAGUAGAGAGGGACAUCACUAACCAUCAGCUUGCCUCGUUGACCGAAGCAACUGGUGGGGUUGUGAUGCCGUGACAGAAGCGUAUGUAAAAGGAAAGCAGUUUUAGGAUCGAUGUUUGGCUCUAGGGGUCAUUAUUAGGAUGUGUAAGUUUCGCACACACAUAAACACACAGAGUAAAAUAAACACUAAAAAAACGCGAGUCCUUUCCCCCUUCCCUUAAAAUGAUAGUGUGGUGGUACACCAAGCCGUAUAGUUGUCGAUAUUUAGAUGCCGUAGGUAAAUGUUUUCCGUUAGUUGAUCGACAGUCGAUAAGCGCAUACAACACAACCCAACAGGGAAUGGGUUCUUAACGGUGGUUAUACAAACGCUUAAAUCUCUCUCCACAACACGCUGCGUUGCGUGUGCUGCGUUACACGUUUUCCGCUCCGCUCCGUAUCCGCAACCUUUGCAUCUGUGAACGACCAGGCUGCUCCAUUGCUUCCACCCAAUGCACCUUUUUUUGUUUAGUUUGUUUCGAAUGUUUUCCUUCUCUCUCUCUGUCUCUCUGUCUCUGUCUCUGUCACUUCCCCAGCGCUACCGUUGAGACCUGAAACAGGGGGUUUAAGCCUAUGAGAGCCAUGCGUGUGUGCGUGUUUCUGUGUAUUAUGCAAUAACAAUGUAGAUGAAAACAAAGAUAAAUAUACAGCACACAAGACGGUGUGCGGGGUUUGUGUCGCAAAUAUCGUUCAUGUUUAGCAAUUAUGCUUCGCAAAGCUUGGAAGGCCACACACAUACAGACGGAGACAGUGUGUAGCUGACAGUGAGUAGAUGAGUACCUUGCGUAGAUGAGUGUUUAAUCCCUUGCUUUUGGCAUGUAGAGGACGUUUUGUUUGUGUACGGCACUGGAAUUCUCACAUCCUCCAUCCCACUGUUCUACGCGUGUACGUGUUGAUGUGACAAUAAUAGGGAGGAACAUGUGAUAACGAUAAAUAAAAAAGAAAUUGGAGCUAAACCCAAAAAUCCAUUCGGUGGUGCAAUCGAUACUUUCGUAGUUGCUGGAGAGAUAGGAGAUUGGUUGUUUAAGUUGCAACCAAAACUGCGCACUACACGCAGCAACACGUGUGUGUAACCCACCGAGCGUACUUGUUCCCUCUUUAGCCUGAUAGGUUUAUGUUGUUUUUUUCACGUUUUUUUCUUAAACCGUAUUUAAUUUUGUCCUUCAUUCAAAUCGCAAUAGUGAACAACGGUUCUCCAAUCAAAUAUGAUCUUACGGUUUCAACAACUGAGCUCAAGCAUGUGCUACGUAUACCUCUCCCUUUGUUGCUACUUACAGGCAACAAUCUUCCAUACUCUCAUCACCAUGGCGACAAGCACGGUUUACAGUUGGAAUUCAAGCACAAACAAAGAAACGGCUUCAUCUAGUUAGAAAUUCUCUAAAUCUUCUCGCGCACUCAUACUAACCGAAUUACACCAUCGCAUCUACUAUCUCUUUCUCUUUUACUCUCUUUCUCUCUCUCUCUCGCUCGUUCACUGUACAUCUGCAUGAAGCAAAACUUUUACAAACCGGAAGAAAAAAGAAUUACAACACAAAAACGGCGGUUGGCCGGUUUCCAAACGUGCGGUCUAAUUUUAAUGAGUAAAACACUAACAAAAACCUUACUAAGGACACUUACGGCGCCCCAAUGGUGUAUAUCGAUGUGUAUACAAAAAUAAAUAAUUAACAAACAAAAACACACAACUACUAACACACAAACACACACGAGAACGCAAACUCUAAUACUAGAUAAUUGUAUUGUUCUGAUAUGCUGGUCAUAUCUGGUUUUAAGAAAGGCACCGAAGGUCAAAAGAUUCACAUCCAUCUACUAUAAUAAAAAAGCGAAUUAAACAACAAAAAAUAAACCAUUAAAUGGAGUCUAGCGUUGGGAUGGCAGUUGGUUUAUGAAGAAGGAGAUUAGUAAAUGAAAUUCUGAGCUAUUGCGCUAACACACACACAGUGUGUACUACCAAUGCGUACCAACGAUCGAAUCGUUAGGCGUGUCUAUCUGUUGAUGUAAUCGUGUAUUAUUGCUAAAAUAUUGUACGUCACAAGGCUCGAUGAUGAUCCCUAUUAAAGGAAGAGGUGAGGCCUCCCGCCUGCCAACCCAAAUUGGAGAGGGCGUUUUUAUUACAGUGCUGUGCUAUACACCUAAACCGAUUGGAUCUAUACUGUGGCAAGUAGUAGUAGCAUUGUGUAUCUCACCGAAGCCUAAAUGCGCGCGCGCCCGUGCCCCUUGCGAAAAGGAUCCAAAGCCAGCACUCCGAACACGGGCCGUAACAUGUAAUACAUACCUAUACCUAUAGCGAAUCGAUGUGGUCUUCAUUAAAUUGCGUAUGUAUGUGUGUGUAUAAUAAGCGAAAACAGGACGCGAAAAGCAAACGGUUACAGCCGGCAUAUACAUAUACAUGAUCCUGUGUUGGCAAACUCUAAACUGUGCUAUUGUUGCAAACUAUACCCGGGGGCUAUUGGAAUUUUGUUGAACCGGGUGUUUGAACCGUUAGGAAGGGGAAAUGAAAAGAAAAAAAAACUAUGAAACAAUUGGCAUCAUCAAA